AAUGGAUAACCGAUUAGAGAGAAAUGUCAAUAAACUCAUGGAUCGUUAUAAAAAAACUAGUCAGUAGAUCGAUUAGAUCAUGUAAUAUGAACCAACUCCUCAAUAACCUGUCACAUAUUUUAUAGGUAGAUCAAGACCAAGUAAAAUCAAUGAUGAUGAGUAAUUCAUAUUUAUCUAUAAUUUCAGUGAUGAUUCUUCAAGAGAAAGACGUAGAUAAAGUGGAUCAUUAGAGUAAAUUAGUAGAUUAAGGGAAACCUUGAAUGCUAGGGAUAUGCAAGAAAGAGAAAAAUAUGAAAGAAUAAGAAUCUUAAAUAAGGAAUUAAAAGUACUUUUCUUUAUAACAUCCUUUAGAUUACACUUAAGGAAUAUAUGACAGUUAAUAAAGAAUUGGAAGGAAAGUUAUCAUCAAAGGAUAAAUAAAUUAGAGCAUUUGAAUAAGAAAAUAAAUAAUUAUUAGAUUAAUUAAACAAAGGAGAUUUAAAUACCAAAGAGGUUAAAAUAAAAGCAGAGACUUCAGAAAAAUUAAUUGAAGAAUUACAAUAGCAAAAUCAUAUAUUAAAAUAAAAAUUAGGAGAUAAAAAAUAAAAAUUAACUGCUUUAAGAGAUUAGUUAAAAUAAGCAGAGACAGUUUAUGAAGAACAAGGAUAAAAUUUUGGUAGAGAACUUGAAAGAGUUUAAAAAUUAUGUGAGGAUUUUUCUAAUGAAAUGUAAUCAUAUAUUAUUUAAAUAGAAAAAAUUAAGAAGAAUAAAAUAAGGAAUUAGAGGGAGAGUUAUUAAAAUAAAGAGAUGAAUUAAUUAAUAGAGAUGAACAAAUUCGAUAUUUUGAAUAAAUGUAUUAGGAUAUUAGAUACAGAGAUGCUGAUUAAUAAUCUUAAAUAGAAUAUCUAAAUUAAUAAAUCAAUUAUUAUAAGUAAUAGUUAGAUUAAGCUACAUAUAAAUAAGAUGAGGCAUAUAAUUAAUUAGCUAAAGUUGAAAAGCAAUAGCAAUAAUUUUUGUAGUCUUAAGAAUAAGAAAUUGAAAAGAGAGUAUCAAAUUAUAAAGAUUUACUUGAAAAAAAGAAAUAAAAAAUUAAUGAAUAAAAAUUAUCUAUUGAUAAUUUAAAUUAAAAAAUAACUGAUUUUUAGAGAUUACUUGAUAAUGAAGAGAAAAAUCAUUCAAUUUAAAUUUAAGAUUAUUAGAAAUUAUAAUAAAUCAAUUCUGAACUUAAAUCUGUUAUUGAUAAUUAGUAAAAUAAAUUAUUAACAGCAGAAAAUAGAAUCUAAAGUCUCGUUCUUGAAAUAUAAGAUUAAAAAUCUGCAUUAUAAAUUAAAAAACAAAAAUUUGAAGAAUUUGAAUUAUAAUCUCGACAAGAUUUUCGUACAAUAGAAUAAGUAUUAUAGAAUAUUAAAUUUUUAGUUAAAAAAUUAAGUUCUUCAUUUAUAGGAACAAUUAACUAAAUCAUAAUAGUAUUGUAGGGAUUUAGAAAAUGAUAUUUAAAUGACAAAACAUGAGAAUGAUAAAACCAUGGAUGAAAUUGAGAUUAAAAUUGACCAUCUGGUAAAAUAGUUAGCUUAAAGUAAAGAAGAAAUUAAGGAAUACAAAAAUAGAGAAAAUGAAUUGAAAUAAAAAAUAAAAUCUUAAGAAGAAGAAAUCCUUAAACAUGCUUAAAAAUCUGCUAAAUAUAAAUAAUAGAUUGAAUAGAGUCAGUAUUCAUUAAAACAAGUAUAUAGUCUAAAACUAAUUAAUAGAUUGAAGAGAAAGUUAGAAUUUAUGAAAGUGAAAGAGAGAUUUAAUCAAGAUAAGUUUUGUAAGUUAAAUAGGAUUAAACUACAACACAAAAUAAGUUGAGAGUUUUGGAAGACAUACAUUCAUUAAUAAAAAUGCACAAAAAAAUUUGA
Molecule: messenger RNA, 1877 nt
Organism: Paramecium pentaurelia
Lineage: Eukaryota; Ciliophora; Oligohymenophorea; Peniculida; Parameciidae
Source: the annotation of a GenBank genome assembly